AUCAGUAAAUAAAUAUUCCAAAAUUGAUUGCGAAUUUUACUUAGAUUAGUAAGUUCUAUCUUCGAAAUCUUACAUCCAUAAUAAUUAAAAAGGCAAUUCAGAAAUCCCUCUCUACAAUCUAAAAGAACAAUACUUAUUAAUGAUUAUAUUAAAAUUUCAGAUAGUUCUAAGUUAUCUAAUCAUCAAGUUAUCGGCAAAUAAAUGUUUCAUUGACGGACCUUUUCGAAACAAUUUAUAUUAAAUUCCAAAAAACCUCUUAUAAAGACCAGUCAAUUUCUUAUAUAAAGAAUUGAUUGUUGACAUUAUUAAAAUAAUCCAAUUUAUUCACUAUGGGUUAUUAUCCACCAGAUUCAAAUGAAGAAUGGUUAGCUCUCCAGUGUCCAGUACCGGUUAAAGAAUGUCCAAAGAAAGAUGUGAUUACUCACUGGUGGCAUGCGAGUUGUGGUGGUAGAAUGAAAAUAGGAACUCACAUGAAGAUAGUGUGUACUUCGUGCAAUCAUGGCAGCCUUUGGAGCAGUUGGCAGUUUAAAUGUGCAAACCACGACUUCAAACCGGUCGGAAACAAUGUAGAUAUGUAUAACGCCUUAAGUCGCUACAUCAAUAUACAUUAUAUAGACAGUGAGAAAUCACACGUAAUACAGACAAUUUUAAGAAAUCUUCUUUAUUUGCCCCAUAGACUCCCGGUUAAACGAUCAUCAAAACACUUGCAAAGUAUACUCUUUUUUGGUUGUGAUCAACACGAAAAGUUUCCCUGCGAAUUUAAUAUCUUGGAUUUUGAUUAUUGGAUUUAAGAAUAAGAAUAAUGAAUCCUAAAUCUAAGAGUAUAACGCCCACCCACCCUC
Molecule: messenger RNA, 842 nt
Organism: Rhizophagus irregularis DAOM 181602=DAOM 197198
Lineage: Eukaryota; Fungi; Glomeromycota; Glomeromycetes; Glomerales; Glomeraceae
Source: RefSeq, a predicted model, not a curated record